AGUUGCGUUAGGAAAAUGGGUUUCGGGGGGAUGUUGGAUUUGAAAAUAUCCAAGCUACCUAGGCAGCUGUGCUACUGGCUGAUGUCCCGAUUGGAUGGGGGUAACAGUUACCUUGUUGGAGGGGACGGCCAUGUGUUGCCGAUAACUGCUUCCCAUUGGGAAUAUGUAUUCGGAUUCCAGAACAGCGGUCUUCCGGUGCCAGUGAAGGAGUCUGAUCUUCCUCCAGGCACCCUUAAAGCGAUGGCCCUCAAGUAUGGUGAAAAGAAUACAUCAACCUCAAAGAGCACAAUAAUCAUAGCGAAAUCUGUAAAGGAAUUGGCAGGGCCGGUUGACGGUGAAGGAAAGAUAAAGCCCCUGGCUAAUCAGCGUGAUAGGGCCUCGUUCAUGGAAAAUUUCAUGAUUGUGUUGCUGGGGCAGAUUUUAUGUCCUUCUACCGAUGGGGGUAACAUGUCUUUAAAAUUGCUAGGUGCAGUUUCCGUGGCAAAGAAUGCAUCACUGUACAAUUGGUGUGAGUUUUGUCACACAUGGCUUUUAGACUACGGAGACGCCUGUCAGCGGAAGAUAGACCAUCAGGGGUAUGCCGCUGGGACUGGUGGUUGUGUGUUGUUUUUGCUGAUUUUCUACCUAGACCAUUUAUGCAGGCAUCCUGUGAGAUGGGAUGCGUUUCCCAGGAUCAAAGUCUGGACACAGGAGGAAGUGGAUGAGGCCAAGAAUCGGGAUAGGAAAGCGAGUGAAGAUUAUGGAAGGAUUACGACUGUUGAUGUUGUGUACGGGGAUCCUCAUCCCCUUUACGACAGGGAGGGUAGACGGUCUCCCGUAGUAGAGGUUGCUGAGAUGGUAGCACAGAUGACUUCUUCAGAAUGGAGACGCACCCUAGCUCAGGAGGUCACAGAGAUGGUCUAUGUUCCAGUUGUGGACAACGGACAUUGGUGGUGUGUUGCUUUUGCACUGAAAGACCAGAAGAUAUGGUUCAUUGACAGCAUGUAUACUAAUCCUGCUUCCGAGCAUUCUGGGGAUGUUAAAAAAUUGAUAGCAGCUGUGGAGUACGUUCUACAUUGGAGGGACACGCAGUAUAAUGCAGCUCUUGUUUGGAAGUUGAAGCAAAUGCAUACUUGGCCCUUGGACUCCAUUAGCUUCCCUGACUACAACGACAAUCAUGCGUGUGGAAUAGUAAUGCUUAUGGCUAUCCAGGAAAGUGCAAGGGCAUUUACAAAGACGAUGCAUGUGGGGGACAUCAAUGUAGCUCGGAGGGCACUGUUUUUGUCUCACUUGAAUUCAGAUUUCAACUCCUGCCGCCCGCUUCUUCCCCAAAUCGUUGCAACCCACUGCCCAGUUCGUUGAUGUUUGGUCGUGCUUCUUCUGCUAACGUUUAGGGUUUUUAACAGAGAAAACAAUUGCACACUUAUCUGGUCAAAUUUUGAAAUGUGAUUAACGCGUGAACUUAAUCAUAGUUGUUGUCUUUUGAUACUCACAUUAUUUCUAGGAGAUGGGAUUCAUUGCU
Molecule: messenger RNA, 1501 nt
Organism: Spinacia oleracea (spinach)
Lineage: Eukaryota; Viridiplantae; Streptophyta; Magnoliopsida; Caryophyllales; Amaranthaceae
Exons: 7
Coding region: 16-1341 (441 amino acids)
Biological process (GO): proteolysis
Molecular function (GO): cysteine-type peptidase activity
Source: RefSeq, a predicted model, not a curated record